AUGGACCGAGCCGUUGCUACAAGAAGCCGAACUGGCUGUAUAAAUUGCAGGAAGGGUCGGGUCCGUUGCGACGAGAAAAAGCCUGAUUGCACUACUUGCCUAGCUAAAAAGAAAACAUGCUCGUACAGCCUAGCUAGGCUUCCGCUUCGUGAUCGUAGAGCACAAGCAUUGCCAGGAGAACAAACUCCUUGGGCUCUUCCAGUCUCUCACCCACAUCAAACAUACCCUCCGGCAAAGAAAGAGUCAAAUGGCAGAAAGAAAAAACAACCAAUAGAAAAGGAAAUGAUGAUACGCCGAUGGAAACUGCCUCGAUCAGACGCCGUAGAUCCGUUCAACGUUCUCCCGAUCAAGAUGCCUUUCAAUUCCAAAGAAUUGCUUCACUAUUAUCACCAAGCUGUUGGGAGAUUUAGUGGGUUAACACCACACCAGAUCAAUGCUUGUGUUGGCUCGGCGGUCAAGACACCAGUGGCGCUUCGAAACACGCUCAUUGUUGCUGGAGUUCAUCAUGUUUGGAACACUGGGGAGCUUCAAUCUUUCAAAAGCGCCUUCCUUUCCCACAAGCUCCACGGCGUACAUCAAGUAAACGGAUGGCUGAAUAAAACACCGGACACAGCCACUUUCUUCAAGUGCUGUCAAAUAAUUGCUACAUUAUGUAUUACAGAGUGUUGCGUUAAGAAUUUCGCAGUUGCCGAUGCACAUUUAGCAGGUCUCUUGGCAUAUAUGGAUCAUUUUUCGGCUGCCAAACCCGACUUUGAUCUCACCCGAAGCAUCGAAGGAGAGCUCUUGAAUAGAUAUUUCAUCUUAGCCUUCAACAUCAUGCAUGGUCUGAAGAGUCAAGUCAAUGACUUCAUCAGAAUGAUACCUAAAUCAAGCGAUCCUCAGCGAUCAAUAGAUAGGAAAAAACUUAGGGACAUGAUUUAUAAUGCCCACACAAAUGAGGAAGAGCGCCUGUCACGACUGAAGGGAGUAUCGCUAUUUCCAUUCUUCUUCCUCCCUCUCGAGGCUGUGAAGAAGCCAUUCCGCCAUGUUGACGUUGGCACUAUGCUUGAGUCUCUCCGAGAUGUCACAAAAGCGUAUGAUAUGAGGUUUAAACGGCCUUCGCGAGAUGGUCUCGUUGAUUCUCUGUAUCAUCUGUGGUAUAGCGGCGCGCCUUCUAAAAUGUUUGUUGCAUCCAUUGAUGCACACGCUAAGUCGAUUUCCCAUUAUCCCGACCCUUCUACCCAGGGGAAUGACUCGUUGCUAUCUUCGUGGUCGGGGUUCAAUGUCGCUGAGGGAAUGUACCUUACCUCUGUACUGGGGAUCUGGAAUUCGGGCUCACCCCCUGAGACGCCACUUCAUACACGUGGCCUUCUUAUCCUUGAGAGGGAUCUGCAGACUGAACUAGUAGAACUUGACACAAGAGGAGAGCAAGAGCGGGCGUUGUGGCUUUGGAAGUUGUUUGUCGGGACCCUCAGCAUAGCCCACGCCGAUGUACAGUCACGGAAGAGCUUCUUUCAAGGGUUAAGUGCGCGUUUCUCCCAGCUAAUCCGGAGAUGGAUUGAUUUAAGGGAAAGGGAAUCAAUCCAGUGGAAAAAUGCUAGGGAGGUGCUCAGUAGUAUCACUUGGCCGGUGCAUUUUCAGAAGGAAGAAAUAGCUCGUCAGCUCUGGUGUAGUGCGAUUUUGGGGGAUGAGUAG
This is a messenger RNA of Clonostachys rhizophaga, 1674 nucleotides long. The record is from the annotation of a GenBank genome assembly. Lineage: Eukaryota; Fungi; Ascomycota; Sordariomycetes; Hypocreales; Bionectriaceae.